This is a messenger RNA of Trypanosoma cruzi, 3144 nucleotides long. Its product is annotated as kinesin, putative. Gene Ontology annotation, biological process: mitotic spindle organization; microtubule-based movement. NCBI's taxonomy places the organism in Eukaryota, Euglenozoa, Kinetoplastea, Trypanosomatida, Trypanosomatidae. The transcript has a single exon. Bases 1 to 3144 code for a protein of 1047 amino acids. The record is from RefSeq and is a predicted model, not a curated record. Gene Ontology annotation, molecular function: microtubule binding; microtubule motor activity; ATP binding.
AUGACAUAUCGAGACCCACAACGUGGUGAAAUUUCACCGGCGCAUGGAACGCCACUGCGCAACGUUCGGCCAUCACGGCAAGUAUCAAAUAUUGCCGAUCCACUUCGCAUCAGUCCCAGCACUGUCGCAAGACAUGAGAACGACGAUGAAUAUAUGUCGCCUACCUCUUUAUCUAAUAACCACUCUCCAAUCUAUCGCAAUAAUGUUCCUGCCAACCACAGUGGUUUUGGUGGGGAUGAGGGCAGUGAGUCCAACUUCAAUGUUGUGAUUCGUGUUCGUCCACCGGUGCAACGCGAAUUGAACGGCUAUCGACCAUAUGUCGAUGUUGUACGCAUCCCAAAUGACAGUCGCUCCAUCACGCUCUGUGAGACGCUGGACACGGAGGAUGGUCGUGGCGGAGUGUACUCCCGGCAGACCUUUACAUUUGACUACGUUUAUGACAAACAAACUCUGCAAUCUGAAGUGUAUGAACGCAGCGCCCAACCAGCGGUCUUCUCGGUGAUGCAGGGGUACAACGCCACACUCAUGGCGUAUGGCCAGACUGGGACUGGGAAGACAUACACAAUGGAGGGAUUUACAAGUGAAGACCAGCGGGGUAUCAUUCCCCGUGCAAUUGAAGAAGUGUUUACAUCUAUCGAGGUGAGUCGUCAUGAGAACAUGCGUUUUUUGGUUCGUGCGUCGUACAUGCAGAUAUACAAUGAGGUUAUUUCGGACCUGUUGAAGCCCACCACUGCGCGCUCCCUCGUAGUGCGGCACACACCGCAGCGUGGGGUGUACGUUGAAGGCCUCUCGGAGUGGGUUGUCCGCUCCCCGCACGAUGUUUACGGCCUCAUCGAACGUGGCACAUCGCUGCGUGCGACAAGCGCCACAAAGAUGAGUGAACUGUCGUCGCGCUCUCACGCCAUGUUCACUAUCAUUGUGGAGGUGAUGGAAGGGGAUGAAACGAGCCCCACCUCGUACCGCGUCGGCAAGCUUAACAUCGUCGAUCUUGCCGGCAGUGAGAAACUACGACAGGUGGGGGCCACAGGUCAGCGUCUCGAGGAGACAAAGAAAAUCAAUAAAUCCCUGCAUGAGCUCGGCAACGUCAUAUCGGCUCUCGCAAAUAAAAGUGGCGGUCGUAAUCGGCAUGUGCCGUUUCGAAAUUCCGUCUUGACAAGUGCCUUGCGGGACUCUCUUGGCGGCAACUGCAAGACGACACUUAUCGCCUGCAUCUCCCCCGCUCUGGAGUCGUACACGGAGUCCCUCUCCACGCUUGUUUUUGCCAACCGGGCAAAGAACAUCAAGAACACCGCCUUCAUCAAUGAAGACUUGGACCAGUCGACGCUGCUGCGCAAAUAUGAACGGGAAUUAAAGACGCUCCGACAGCAGCUUCAGGAGCGUGAUGCCACAUCGCAGCAGGCCGGCGGAGGCGUUGACCCAUGCAUACUAUUGGAGCUGCGACAAGGCAUGCGUCGUGCGGAGGAAGACCGUGAGGCUGCACUGGAGGCUUUACAUGAGUCUUCGCGUGCCCACCAGGAGGAGUUGGUGGUGCGGAAACGCUUUGAGGAGCGCAUUCAAGAACUGGAGAUGAUGCUACAAAACGGUGGCUUUAAAGGAGUUCCCCGCACGUCGGAUGAGUACGCACUGCGACUCGACGAGCUCGACCGUGAGCGGCAAGUCAUGGAGGAGGAAAAGGCGCAAGUUGAUCGAUACAAGCAGCUACUACUGAAACAGCGCGAUAUUAUGCUGAACCUCACGACACGAUUGAACGAACGGGAUGAGAUGAUCCUGCAGUUGCAGGAAGAAAUUGACGCAUACGAUACACACAUCCAGACGCUGGAGGAGGCGUUGGAGGCACUGCAGCGGCAGCAACAACAACAACAACAAAAACCAGAGCCGAAUGGAAGUUCCAAAAGCUAUUUCUCUACGCCUUUUUCAAGGGCGCGGGCCGAAGAAUAUUUGCAGCGGACACGUGUCCAAAACGGAGACGAGGGCGGUGAAUUACGGUAUCGGUCUGACGCCAACCCUGCUGUUUUGCUCACGGCCGAGGAGAAGAUGCUGGAGUUGCUGCUUGCGUUUCCCCACGUGCCGUCCAUGGCACCACAACAACCGACAAUUCAAGUAAACGAAGAUAUGAAGCGUCAGCUUAUUGAACUUGUGCGGGAACGCGCGGAGAAAAUGGUUCAACGACAGAUUGACGAUUACUUCUGGCAGCAGUGUCGGGAGAUGGAGUUACUCAAGAGUCAACUACUGGAGAGUGAACAAAAAAGCAACGUCCUUGAGCAAUUACUGAAGGGCGUCAAGACGCAACAUCCUCCUUUUCAAGACGUGUUUGCUCGCACACGGCGUCAUAUCGAUGAACAGCAAGAGAUGGUACGUAAGACGUACGAGGGUCGCAUACAGGCGUUACAGCAGCAACUAACACAGGAGCGUGAACAACGCUUGCGGCUCAUGAAUGAAGUCGAUGUGUUGUCUAUGGAGUCGAGGAAGGCGCUGGAGCGCUGCACCAAUGCGGCCCAGCGGGUGGAGAUGAACAAUGUGUGCAUGGCACUGCAACAGUUAGAGGAGCGUAUUCGCACUGAAACGAAACAUGGUAUCGAGGCGGCGGUACUAGCACGUGUGCCGGCCGCGCGUGACAGUAGUCAUGGAAAUAAUGUUAAUAGCCAUGGUGGUAUGAUUCAUGUUCACGGUAAUAAUAAUAAUAGUAAUAAUGGUAGGGAUAUUCAUGGUCAUAACACUGCGGGUGUUUCUUCUGCCACAUCGUCAACAUCGGCGGUGUCACCGGCGCUAGCGACGGUUACAAAUGAGUUAGAGGGACAAUUAAAGGCAUUGCAGAGCAGCCAUGCCAAAAAGGAGGAGGAAUGGCGUCGCGCGCUACAGGAAAAAGAUGCCACCGUAAGCCAGCUGGAAGAGCGGCUGCAUGCCGUCCAUGUCGAUAUGAGUGAGGAGAUCGCUACUCUCACAAAGUCCCUCAAUACGCACAAAAAAGAUCGUCGUGCUUUGCAGACCAUUAUGGAGCAGCGUGUAAAGGUGAAGAUUGACACCAUAUGUGAAUUGGUCGCCGCAGGGCCGCAACUGCCGCCGCAGGAGCAAAUUCGUCUCUGCAACGAGGUGCGAGUCCUGCAAAAUUUGGUGAAUGCGUCCAUAAAGGCGAUGGAGUCAUGA